Triticum dicoccoides is the source of this 1142-nucleotide messenger RNA. RefSeq names its product probable pyridoxal 5'-phosphate synthase subunit PDX2. The record is from RefSeq and is a predicted model, not a curated record. The transcript is spliced from 7 exons. Gene Ontology annotation, cellular component: cytosol; glutaminase complex. Bases 193 to 963 code for a protein of 256 amino acids. NCBI's taxonomy places the organism in Eukaryota, Viridiplantae, Streptophyta, Magnoliopsida, Poales, Poaceae. Gene Ontology annotation, biological process: pyridoxal 5'-phosphate biosynthetic process; pyridoxine metabolic process. Gene Ontology annotation, molecular function: glutaminase activity.
CCGUCUCCGUCCGUCCGUGCGUCACCCACUCACCGUGUGUGGCGGCCGCCGCCCACGGCGACGUGCGCCUCCUUCCUCCCCUCCCUCCCCACUCCCGUGACGUCACCGCCACCCUCCGCCCCAUUCCCACCCACCUAACCAAAGCCGCACCACACGUCCCGAGGCAGGCGAAGGGGCAGAGAGGGAGCGGCCAUGGCGGCGGUGGUCGGCGUCCUCGCGCUGCAGGGCUCCUACAACGAGCACAUGGCCGCGCUGAGGAGGAUCGGGGCCAAGGGGGUGGAGGUGCGGAAGGCGGAGCAGCUGCUUGGCAUCGACUCCCUCAUCAUCCCCGGCGGCGAGAGCACCACCAUGGCCAAGCUCGCCAACUUCCACAACCUCUUUCCUGCACUUCGAGAGUUUGUCGGCACAGGAAAACCCGUAUGGGGAACCUGUGCUGGGCUCAUCUUCCUUGCUAACAAGGCAGUAGGGCAGAAAACAGGAGGCCAGGAGCUUGUUGGUGGACUAGAUUGUACUGUCCACCGUAACUUUUUUGGUAGCCAGCUUCAAAGCUUCGAAACAGAACUUUCAGUGCCAAUGCUUGCAGAGAAGGAAGGAGGGAGUCAUACAUGCCGUGGCGUAUUUAUACGAGCACCUGCUAUCCUAGAAGUAGGCCAGGAUGUUGAAGUAUUAGCCGAUUGCCCUGUUCCUGCUGGCAGACCCAGCAUUACAAUAACAUCUGGCGAGGGUUUGGAGGACCAAGUGUACUCCAAAGAUCGGGUGAUUGUUGCAGUUCGGCAAGGGAACAUCCUUGCCACCGCAUUCCACCCAGAGCUAACAUCAGACUCUAGAUGGCAUCGCCUCUUCUUGGACAUGGACAAAGAAUCUCAAGCAAAGGCCUUGGCUGCGCUAUCGCUAUCUGCAUCCUCAAACGAUGCAGAUGUUGGGUCGAAGAAUAAGGCUCCUGAUCUACCCAUUUUCGAGUAGAGCUAGGAAACCCGAAAUUUGAUUAUCCGGUUGGUGACAGGAAAGGAUUCUGGGCAUUUGUUAUGCCCAGUCCAAAGAAUAUUUUUGGCGUCAAAGCUGUGCCAAUCAAAAUAAUGGCCAUUGUGCUCCAAACACUAUGAUAUUGCUAUGACAAGGAGGCUGACCAGUUGGAUUGGAUC